AUGUCGCGCCUCCUCCCCCUCCGUCACACCCUCCCUCGCACCCUGCGCACCGCCCCGCGCAACCCAACACCCACCACAACCACACCAUCCCGCCUCGCCUCCUCCUUCCUCCAAACCGGCCCCUCCCCGCCACGCCUCCCCGCCGACCAGCAGGCCGAAUUCGAGCGCCUCCAGCGCGCCGCCGAAGCCGCCCUCUCGUCCCACACCACCAUCCCCUCCACCGCAGACGCAAACGCAAACGCAGACCCCAACACCCCGCUCACAACCUCGCGCCACGUCUCCACACCAUCCACCACUACACAGGCAACCGCAACCGCAACCGCUACAUCUACAUCGGCAGCGGGGGCGAUAGGGGGAGCGGGGGAGGGGGAGAUGGGUCCCAGCGCGGGGAGUUUCAGCGGGGGCAUGCGCAAGGGCGCGCCGCCCGAGUUUGUGGGCGACAAGAACCCGGCGACGGGCGAGGUGGGCGGGCCGAAGAAUGAGCCGUUGCGGUGGGGGGGCGGGGGGGAUUGGAGUUUUAAUGGGAGGGUGACGGACUUUUGA
This is a messenger RNA of Chaetomium fimeti, 543 nucleotides long. RefSeq lists its product as uncharacterized. The coding region runs from base 1 to 543 and encodes 180 amino acids. Gene Ontology annotation, cellular component: mitochondrion. The record is from RefSeq and is a predicted model, not a curated record. The transcript has a single exon. NCBI's taxonomy places the organism in Eukaryota, Fungi, Ascomycota, Sordariomycetes, Sordariales, Chaetomiaceae. Gene Ontology annotation, biological process: mitochondrial respiratory chain complex II assembly.